This is a messenger RNA of Zophobas morio, 2083 nucleotides long. RefSeq lists its product as uncharacterized. The coding region runs from base 74 to 1801 and encodes 575 amino acids. Lineage: Eukaryota; Metazoa; Arthropoda; Insecta; Coleoptera; Tenebrionidae. Gene Ontology annotation, cellular component: extracellular matrix. The transcript is spliced from 4 exons. The record is from RefSeq and is a predicted model, not a curated record.
UCUGUGUACAGUGCCGAAUUAGGGGUUUUUUGUGUUCUGUUGGUUUUUGCAUGGUUUGUGACGCUGAUAGGACAUGAUCGUCAAGGUCUUAGCAGCAUUGUGCUGCUUAGUAGCAGUAACUUAUGCUGCGAUAGCACCAGGCCAAAACGCUUAUCUUCCUCCGAAGAACGGGUACAGAUACGACAAACCAUCAGUGCCAUUCCCGCCGCCUCUACCUCCAAGACCCCCAGCGCCUACGUCGCCACCUUAUAGGCCACCUGCUCCCACUCAACCACCUUAUAGGCCACCUGCUCCCACUCAACCACCAUACAGACCACCCGCGCCCACUCAACCACCCUACAGGCCACCAGCGCCCACUCAACCACCCUACAGGCCACCAGCACCAACUCAACCUCCCUACAGGCCACCAGCGCCCACUCAACCACCCUACAGGCCACCAGCACCAACUCAACCUCCCUACAGGCCACCCGCGCCCACUCAACCACCUUACAGGCCACCCGCGCCCACUCAACCUCCCUACAGGCCACCAGCGCCUACUCAACCACCCUACAGGCCUCCAGCGACUCAACCUCCCUACAGACCUCCCGCGCCUACUCAACCCCCCUACAGACCAACCUCUCCCCCUUAUCAACCCUCGAGACCCACCCCGCCUCCGUUCCAGCCCUCGAGACCCACUGCUCCCCCAUACCAACCACCAAAGUUCGUACCAACAUCGCCACCGCAAAGACCAACAGGACCACCGUAUCUGCCACCCAAGACUCCUGGACCUACGUCGCCUCCGUUUAGACCAUCGCCAACCCCUCCACGACCCACACAGCCUCCAUUCCGUCCAGGACCGUCUCCAACCUACAGGCCAAACGUGGAACCAACGUACAGACCAACGUCGCCUCCGUUUAGACCGGGACCAGCACCCACGCAGCCUCCGUUUAGACCAGGACCGGGGCCUACGCCGCCACCAUUCCGACCAUCGCCUGGACCGGGACCGGGACCUGCGCCCAAGCCCUACGAUGAAAAUGAGCAUCUUCGCCACCCUCACGUCCCAGGAACACCCUUCGAUUUUAACUACGCUGUUCGGGAUACUGAGUACGGUAAUGAUUAUUCCCAUAAUGCGGUCAACGAUGGGGAUCAAACUAAAGGAGAGUACCGAGUACAACUACCAGAUGGGAGGACCCAAGUGGUCAAGUAUACCGCUGAUUGGGCUACUGGAUUCCAUGCUCAGAUAAGCUACCAAGGCCAGCCGAGUUAUCAGCAAGGACGCCCUCUGAGACCCAGUGGGCCUUCUGGUCCAGGACCUAGCGGCCCUUCGAUACCUUCUUAUCCCAGUAGGCCAAGUACCCCGUCUUACCCCAGCCAACCGAGCAGACCGAGCACCCCAUCGUUCCCUAGCGUACCAAGCAGACCCAGCACUCCGUCGUUCCCCAGCCAGCCCAGCAGACCCAGCACCCCUUCGUUCCCUAGCAGACCCAGCACCCCGUCGUUCCCCAGCCAACCUAGCAGACCCAGCACUCCGUCGUUCCCAAGCCAACCCAGCAGACCCAGCACUCCGUCGUUCCCUAGCAGACCCAGCACCCCCUCGUUCCCCAGCCAACCCAGCAGACCCAGCACUCCGUCGUUCCCUAGCGGCCCCAGCAGACCCAGCACUCCGUCGUUCCCGAGCGGAGGAGGGUAUCCCAGUGGCAGACCAUCCGGGCCUUCGUUCCCAACACCGUCCAGGCCGCCCAGUUUUCCGUCCAUUCCUAGCAAGCCCAGCGGUUCCACGCCGGGUCAGCAGUAUGCACCCAAUGGAGGUUACCAGUACUAAAUGAGUUAGCAGAUGGUAAAAACACACUGCCGUUUGAGUGUUCGAUUGUAAAAAUUAUUCUUUGGUCUAUUUUAACUUUUUAAAUGCAAAUUUGGAGAGGAUUUACGAUUAAUGAUUUUUGUUAUUUGUUUGUACAGGCAGUACUCAUAAGUGUAGUGUAUAUUUUUAAGAGUACUAAUUUUAGAUACUAUUUAUUUUAGUAGCUACUUUGCUUCAAAUAUUUUACAGCUCUUUUUGUAAUUAUGUGUGUAAUUAGAAUACUGAAAGUGUUUUCAGAAUUUG